CAUCGGGGUUUUCUCUCCUACAGUAAGCGCCUGGCACUGACAAUGUGGACAUCAGCGAGGAAUAUAUAGUGUAGGCUAUCAUCUAAAUUCGCAUCGUGUUAUCAGCGCAUUCAACUUCAUUAUUACCAGAGUGGUGAGUGGAAGGAGAGAUCCUGCCUUCCCCCCUCCCUGCCCAUUCCAUCAUCCGAAGAGCAUCUUUCAUGCGUCUCCCUGUGCCCGAAUCCCACGUCAGGAUGAACUGUGAGCAGGAUUUUGGAGAUGGAGGCAUGAACGUCACUCUAACUCUCCGGCUGCUCAUGCACGGCAAGGAGGUCGGCAGCAUCAUAGGCAAGAAAGGAGAGACUGUGAAAAGGAUACGAGAGGAGAGCAGUGCACGUAUCAAUAUCUCAGAAGGCUCAUGCCCAGAGAGAAUCAUCACCAUCACGGGUCCCACAGAGUGUGUGUUUAGAGCCUUCACUAUGAUCACAGUCAAACUGGAGGAGGACUUGGCUGCUCUUGUGGCGAAUGGCACAGUCACCAGUAAGCCUCCGGUCACACUGCGGCUGGUCAUCCCGGCCAGCCAGUGUGGUUCACUCAUUGGCAAGGGCGGCUCCAAAAUCAAAGAGAUCAGAGAGAAAACAGGGGCUCAGGUACAGGUGGCAGGAGAUCUUCUACCUAACUCCACAGAGAGAGGUGUGACGAUAUCAGGCAGUCAGGAGGCCAUCAUCCAGUGUGUCAAGCUCAUCUGCACUGUAAUACUGGAGUCUCCUCCAAAGGGUGCUACAAUUCCGUACCGCCCCACUCCUGCUCCAGGCACGGUGCUCCUUGCUGGAAAUCAGGUUUUCGAAACUUCAGAGUUUGCGUCUCACCCGCUUUUCUCAGUGGCUCAGGGCGGGCUGGAUCUGCAACAAGCUUAUACUGUACAAAACCAAUACGGCAUUCCACACUCAGAGUUGGCCAAGUUGCACCAGUUGUCCAUGCAGCAGGGUCUUGCCCCCAUGGCUCAACCAACGGCCACCCAAGUUCUGCCUGCAGGUAUCGAGUCCAGUUCCCAGACAGCAUCACAAGAACUUCUCAUUCCAAAUGACCUGAUUGGUUCAAUAAUUGGCAGACAGGGUACAAAAAUCAACGAGAUCCGUCAGGUGUCAGGGGCUCAGAUCAAGAUCGGCAGUCAACUGGACAGCACUAGUGACCGACACGUCACCAUCACGGGCUCCCCAAUCAGCAUCAACUUGGCCCAGUAUCUAAUCACAUCCUGUUUAGAGACCGCCAAAUCCACUGCCCAGUCCUCCUCCAUGUCGACCCCUGUAGACCUCAACAUGAGCUUCACCCAGACUGCUCCCCAUGCAUCGUCCUCUGCCGCAGCCCUGGCAGCGAUGGGCGGCCUGCCCCACGCUCCAAUCUUGGGCGCCCCCUAUACCCUCCCCCUCUCCAGCCUCCUGGGAAUCAAAUCCGUCCCCUUCCUGACACUCUCGGCCCCUGCUGCAGCCGGCGCUGCCCCCGCCCAUGGCUCCUUGGCCUCCUACACCGCAAAGAUCUCCUCCGCAAACGGCAUCAAGAAACCAGAGCGACAAAAGUUUGCGCCCUACUGAAGAGGAACUACUGAGUACCUCCUUUGUUUCCGAGAGAGGAAUACUUUGAGGGUUCUUCUCUUCUAGCCUGAUGUAGCGGUACAUAAACACACAUUUCCU
This is a messenger RNA of Cyprinus carpio (common carp), 1670 nucleotides long. RefSeq names its product poly(rC)-binding protein 4-like (gene pcbp4). The transcript is spliced from 14 exons. Gene Ontology annotation, molecular function: mRNA binding. The coding region runs from base 201 to 1571 and encodes 456 amino acids. The record is from RefSeq and is a predicted model, not a curated record. Gene Ontology annotation, cellular component: cytoplasm; nucleus. Lineage: Eukaryota; Metazoa; Chordata; Actinopteri; Cypriniformes; Cyprinidae. Gene Ontology annotation, biological process: negative regulation of mRNA splicing, via spliceosome.